GACGUCACUGCUGUGUGAUAGCCCUGUUCGAUGUGUGCAGGAAGUCGCCAUUUUCCCAUCGGUAAUACUUUGUUGUGAUGAGGAAAUACUUCACCAACUCAGCCUGAUAGCUGGGAUAUGUCUGAUAGCUGCCAUGUGUGGUGUAGCUGGACCCUGGAGGCAGCAUCGUAAGGACUUAAUGCACGUAGCGUCCAGAACAGCGCCACUUGCAAACAUCAUGAGGAGGAUAUGGUAUUAAAAGCCUAUGUAGGUCAGGUGGUUGUUGCAGGACAGUUUCCUCUGACGUUGUGUACAGUUCAGAUAUGAGUGACUUGUGUAAAGGUGCUGACUCAAUAUGUUGUGUACAGUUCAUGCAUGCAUUGUUUAAUGACUGUGUUAGAUGUUACCGGAGUUGAAGUUGAAACUGCUGUUGGCGGUUAACCUCGCCAGGUAACAGGUCUAUCAUGGCGGAGGGUGAAAACAGUAGUUUAGAAUCUGACUAUGAAACUGAUUACGAGAAGAUUGGGCAGUCAUCAGAAACCUUUGGCAACCGACAAAAUCUCAACAUUACAAGUAACAAAACAUAUAUUGGAAGAUUUUUCAACAUUUCCCGUGCCAAAUCCGUUACAAUCAACCAAAAUGUUCACAAGAGUAGUGCGGCAGGCCGUACAUUUGACGAGGUGAUUCAUGGCACGGCAGUGUCACUCAGUAAUGGAAACACGCGUGCAGAGCGCACAGGGGAUGGCUAUCAGCAUGGCUUGUGUUUCGUUAGUGAAAACAGUUCGCAUGACAAAGCCGUGCAUUUUAGAAUAUUGGAGACAUUUGAGGGGAAACACGGAAAAUUCAGACUUGGAUUCUUGAAAAAGGACCCGAAUUUCCUCCACAAUACUUCCGUGUUGCAGAAGCCAUUGCUCAGUGUUAAAUCGUGUGAUGAUUUCAUAAUUUGUGAACCUUCGAUGGACACGUGCGCAUACCCCAAUGCUGUGAUAUAUUUCUCCUUCUCAAAUGGAAAGAUCACAUUCUGUUCAAGUAAGGAUGAUAAACAAGAGUUUCCAUAUAAGCACAAGCCAGACACAGAGGUCACGCACAUGUGGGCUUUCAUUGAACUCCUUGGCCAGGUAACAUCGGUAGAAGUCGUGAACAACAGAUUCCACGAUGUACACGGCUGCAACAUCACUACAACGGAAACACGGGCCGCUCGUGGAUCUACUUCCUCCAGUCUGGGGACCAAGGGAGGGUACGUGUGUUUUACACAGACACCAGUAGCACCUGGAAUGGAGGUGGAGUUCAAGCUAACCAGCGUUCAGUUAGCAGCCUCGGGUCACAUGCGGGUUGGUCUGUGCACAGAUGAUCCAGCAAUAAUUCCUGUAGACACAAUACCAGCCAGCGUCACACGAGACGACCGAUUCCGAACCAUAGAUCUGGGAAGUGAAGACGCUACCUGUCAGAACGUUAUCAGUCUUGUGCCAGUUGAGCAGAACUUGUGUGUGUACGUGAAUAACACCAAGCAAGUGGGCUACAUUAACAUUGGUGACAAAUCUUACUGUCCUGUGCUGGAACUGUUUGGGAACACCAAGUCAGUGGAGGUGCUGGCAAGUGCUCCCUUCAGUGAGCCGCAAGUUGUAAGUUACACAGAAGAAGUGGACACAGUGACCAGUCCAGCGGUGGCCGAGCAGGUGUCGGCCUUGUUGUCAGUGUGGCUACAGAGUCACGUAGUGGUGAACCACAUCAAGUCGGUAGCAAUGGCUAUAGCAUGUUUGUUGGACACAUACAACCCAUGUGCGUGCUGGAACAGGUUGGUUGAUGCUACGGCAUCUGUGGCUUCCUAUGUCGGUCUGGCUGAAUAUGUGUUUAUGGUUGAGGUCGGGAAUGCACCCAGCGUUGUAAGAGCCGACGCAGCCAGAGUGAUUGACGUAGUUGUUAACUUUGCAUCAACAGUUGGUCAAGUCAAGGAAGCAGUUGGAGGACUCACUGGGACGAAUGACAAGUUGCAGCUUCUCCGGUGCAUCGUGGGAAAACUUCCACGAUACGACAUCCGGUAUCCAAAGACAACAGCGAGUAGCCCUCCCGCACCGUCACCAUUCUUGUUGAACCUGUCUUGUUUGCCGACUGAUGUCGAUGUGUGUGGGAACUGGAUGAAGCAGGUGAUCGUCAAGGUCCUUCUGGAUACAGCUAAUAAGAUCGAGGCUUCAAUGAAACCCAUGGAGGGUAACAUCAGGAAGCUUUACACUCUCGGGAUCUGAAGGUACCCCAGCAGCGGGGGAUGACGUUGAUGAACGGUUGAUGAAGACGCUGUGGAUAUAACAGUAGACGAGAUUUGUGCUGUACAGGAGGCAACACAAUGUGUCCUCUGACCUGUCCGAUUAUGACGAACUGGCGUUGUCAUACAAGAUCAUUUUUAUGAACAUGAACUCAGUUUGUGUUGAGAAUAUAAUCUGAAAGACACCAUUGCGUGAUCGUCUGUGAGGUUGUCACUAGCUGUUUUUAAUAAAGUUCAUAAAUAGAAA
Molecule: messenger RNA, 2486 nt
Organism: Haliotis rubra (blacklip abalone)
Lineage: Eukaryota; Metazoa; Mollusca; Gastropoda; Lepetellida; Haliotidae
Exons: 2
Coding region: 444-2222 (592 amino acids)
Molecular function (GO): ubiquitin protein ligase activity
Source: RefSeq, a predicted model, not a curated record